CCAUGAUGGCGGCGGGGCUGUGGCGGGCGGCGCGGGGGUCUCCGGCGGGGUCUCUCCCGCUUCUCCUGCCCAGGGGGCUGCUGCACCUCUCGGCCCCGCGGGAGACGGUCAUCGUGGAGCGCUGGUGGAAGGUUCCGCUAGGCAAAAAAGACCGAGAGCCUCGCAUCAAACACCCCCGUUACCGCGUCUUCCGUCUGGUGGAGGACCUCAAGCACUGCCCCAAAGAGCCCCUCGAACUCAUCCUCACCGAACCGGUGGAAGACGUUGGAAACCGGGGCGAAACCGUCUUCGUCCACAGAUCUUUUGGGCGUAACCAUCUCCUGUUCCACCACCGGGCCGUUUACGCCUCUCCAGAAAACAAGAAGUUUUUCGAAGAGGAAAACCGAUUACGUGAAGAAGGGAAGCUGCCGAGAUUACAAACUCACAGCGGUAGGAAGACUGUCCGGUUCCUGAAGAAUUGCACCCUGGAGAUCGGCGUGAACGAGUGUGACCAGUGGGAGCUGACGAAAGAAAUUGUCUGCCGGCAUUUCCUCCGAAACUUGGGAGUUGUAGUGCCCCCCCAGGCGCUGACUCUCCCGGAAGAACCCAUCACCAAACUGGGCAGUUACUGGUGCGACGUUACGGUGAAUGGGCUCGACACCGUCCGCGUCCCCCUCUCGGUACAGCUGUUUGCCGAACCGAAAUCCAACAGCCAACGGCUUUGGCUCGCCCAGAAGGAACCGGAAGUCGCCGACAGAGAAGCGGGAAAACCUUGAGGCCUUCGCGGAAGAGAGGCUGGGAAAGGGACUUUUCUCUGCGGCUCCAAAAUCGGAGCUUAGGAUAUUUUUUUUCUAGCCAAAAACUCCUUUUAGGAGGGGGGGGGAUUUCCUUGAGCUGAGCACGGGUGGGUGAAGCCCGCUGCUCUUCCCGUCUCUUAAAACCUCGUGGGGGGACACAAGGGGAUCCUGUUUGGGGUGCUCCGGCCAGCAACUCUGCCCAGAAACGGGGAGGGACUGCAGGAACCGGUGAAUAAACCAUCCACCU
Messenger RNA from Pantherophis guttatus, 1023 nucleotides. RefSeq names its product mitochondrial ribosomal protein L9 (gene MRPL9). Gene Ontology annotation, molecular function: structural constituent of ribosome. Lineage: Eukaryota; Metazoa; Chordata; Lepidosauria; Squamata; Colubridae. Gene Ontology annotation, cellular component: ribosome. The record is from RefSeq and is a predicted model, not a curated record. Gene Ontology annotation, biological process: translation.